CCGUGUAACCGGAACUACGCAUGUACAGGAAGUAGACGGCCUGCUCUCCUUUGUAAUCACCGACGGACAGUUUUAACGUCCACACAGAGUUAUUUAACGGAAACCUUACCGACACAGCGAGCGUUUCAGACGGACCGUAAGGGGGGUGGUUUGAGUCCGGUCGGGUCGAGAUGUCCGUUCUUACCGUCAGAGCUCUGCACGAGCAGCUCGGCGUCAUCAUGGGCGCGUUGACCAAAGCGGCGGUGCUGGAGAUCUGCGGGCUGGUGGAGGACGGCUACGCGGUGCUGCAGAUGGAGAUCAGCCGCAGCCACAAGGAGAACGAGGACCUGAGGAAGAAGCUGCACCUCAUCGAGUCCAUAGUGGUCCGCGGGAGCAGCGGGGGGAAGACGGCGGAACCGGAGGGAGCUCCCACCGAGGAGGCGGAAACACCAGCCGCUCCCGGGGGAGACGCGGCAGGAGCGGCAGGAGGAGACGCGGCAGGAGCGCUGCGGGAGGAGCUUCCAGAUGUGGUGCUGAUCAAAGAUGAAGACUCUGACAGCAGCGAAACGUUCGAAGAAGAUUACAGGACACCGUCUGAUGGAGGGAUGUCUGCAAACAGAGACGGCGUCACGUCCUCUCCCGCCGGCCGGAGCUUGAAGAGAGUCUGGCCGGGAAGCGAAGAGCCGGGCAGGACGCUGUCCUCCGAUCAGCUCGCACCGAAAACCUCACACGCGAGCGCAGGGACGCAGAAGAGGAGCGCGUCCGUCUACUCCCUGGACUCCCCUCGCAGCGAGCCCGGCUGCUCCGUCCAGCUCGGCGGGGACAAGAUGGAGGCCGGCGACACGGUCUGCUCCUUCUCGUCACAGAUGGACCCGGACGUCCAGCUGGUCCUCCAGGAGUGCUCGAUGGUCCCUCCGAGCGCUAACAGACCGACGGUGUACUUUGGGAACGGCUCCCUGAUGGAGGCUCAUUCUCCGACCAACAGGGCCGAGCUCGACCUCAGCGUGACGUGGACCAAACAGUCGAAGAGUCACAUGACCUUUGCUCCUUUUCACCAGAACGAGAACGUGGACGGUGACGCUUUUGGUCUCAAGCUGGUCAGCGUCUCCGGCUCGACCUCCACCGACUGCCAGCUGUCCGAGGGCAGCAACUCUGCGUUUGAGUACGAAGACGGUGCCGACAUGGUGAACUACGCCCUCUACAGGGAGCAGCCGGGUCAGACGGGCGCCGGCCCCCGGGGAAAACGCUUCGUCUGCUCCGUCUGCAACGGGACCUACGCCACGGCUCAGAACCUCGCGGUUCACAUGCGGAUCCACACGGGCCAGAGGCCGUUCAGCUGCGACCAGUGCGGCAAGAAGUUCACCCAGUCGGCUCACCUGAAGUCACACAUGAGCGUUCACACGGGCGAGCGGCCGUACGCCUGCUCGCACUGCUCCAGGAGCUUCGUCAUCAAGUACAGCCUGAAGUUACACAUGAGGAAAUGUCACCCCGACGUCCCGAGCGACUGAGCGCAUGGAGGCGCCGUGUGCUGUAAAUAGUUUUUUAAAGGAAGGACAGUUUGUGCAGAGAGAAAAUCAAAAUCUGAUGCUUUUAAAAUUCUAAAACGUGCUUUCACUUUUUGUCUCUUUAUAAUCACACAAGUUAAUAUUUUAAUCCGCCAAUGAAACGAUAGAAACGUGACUGUUUUGAUCGUCUUGAACGACAUGCGACUGUUCAAGUUUCUGUAAUAAAAAAAGGAAAUGUCGUUUCCUGUUUGUUAUUUUCCAGUUUUAUGAUGCGACAGAGCAGACGUUUGAGGAAGACAUCUUAGGACAAACGAUGAACCCACAAAUAAAAACAUUUCUUGUUAAACCACCUGAGAAACAUCAUUCUGCGUUGAAGCCCAGAUCAAAGUGAUCCAGAUUUUGUAAUCCCUGUUUUUGCUAUCUCAGAUAAAAGUGAUCUUGUAGGUUUUGUCCUGGUUUUUCAGAUCGGAUCAUUUUGAUCCAGAUACCACAAGAUCAGGAUUACAGAAUCUAGAUUUGCAGUCGUUGAAUAUGCCAGCAUCUGUCAGUCAAAGUAAUACAUUUCAUUAACACGGUAUGUGAUGUUACACAAAUGGACUUUUUUUUUUUACAUAUUCUGGUAUUUUAGGUCAUGUACUUCCUGCUAUGUUAUUUUUUUACCUGCCCAGGGACAACAGAUGCAAAUGAGCUAUUAGCACACUGGUGAAUUAAAAUGUCAUUUUGCAUUGCCCCGGUAAAAAUAAACAAUAAAUAAAUACAUAAAGUCAAACAAAAUACUUUUUUGUCAGCAGAUGAAAGUUUGCUUCAACAGAGGGAAACAAAGCUUUGUAUCCGCCUCUUAGAGAAGAGAGGCUGAAAGAUGCAGCAUUUCAGUUUCUGAGGAAGAAAUGUCAAAUUAUUGUUUUUGCAUCUAGUUUUUCUAAUUCUAGCUGAAAAUAUUUUAAUAUAGUUUAUUUAAUUUAAAAUGGAUAUUGUUUUGGUUUGGUCUGUGUUGCUUUACGAUGCAAGCAGAGAAUAAAAGAAUGAUUAAAUAUG
Messenger RNA from Labrus mixtus (cuckoo wrasse), 2519 nucleotides. Its product is annotated as replication initiator 1. Gene Ontology annotation, cellular component: nucleus. The transcript is spliced from 3 exons. Lineage: Eukaryota; Metazoa; Chordata; Actinopteri; Labriformes; Labridae. The record is from RefSeq and is a predicted model, not a curated record. Bases 171 to 1487 code for a protein of 438 amino acids.